Messenger RNA from Exophiala bonariae, 2433 nucleotides. RefSeq lists its product as uncharacterized. Gene Ontology annotation, molecular function: shikimate 3-dehydrogenase (NADP+) activity; 3-dehydroquinate dehydratase activity. Bases 1 to 2433 code for a protein of 810 amino acids. The transcript is spliced from 2 exons. The record is from RefSeq and is a predicted model, not a curated record. Gene Ontology annotation, biological process: shikimate metabolic process; chorismate biosynthetic process. NCBI's taxonomy places the organism in Eukaryota, Fungi, Ascomycota, Eurotiomycetes, Chaetothyriales, Herpotrichiellaceae.
AUGGCCAACCCAGGCCAGGGUCAAGCAGCUCAGACCUCUUUGAAGCGAAAUUUUCAAGCCUUCAGUAAUGAUGGGUCUGAAAUCGAGGGGCAAAAGAAACUUGACAAUAUCACAGAAGAUUCCUCGCAGAUAAAUCUGAGAGACUGCGGGAGUGCUCUUGGCCCAAGGGAUAAUCGUCCGCAUUCUCUCGAACCGUCUAGUAGAUCUCCUACAAGAACGCCCUGUGUAUUGCCAAGUACAGCAUUUGCGCCAGAGCACCAAUGUCGCUACGAUUCUAGCGCCUCAAUCCUCCUCGUCGGCUUUCCCGGAGCUGGGAAACAUACUCUGGGAGUGAUCGUGUCAGUUGCCUUGCGCCGGCAAUAUGUCGACUUUAGUGCUGUGUUCGAGAGAGACGUGGGAUUGGCACCUUCGGACUUUGUUUCACGUCGUGGACUUUCAGCCUAUCGUGAGGCCGAGAAUCGAGUCACCAGAAGGAUUAUUGAACAAUACCAAAAGCACUACGUGAUCGGUGGCCUGACUGGGCUGGGGGGUCUGGCACAAAGAAAACUCCUGCAAUCAUUUGGCACUACCAACCCCGUCAUUUAUGUUCAGAGGGACAAGCAAUACCUCCAAGGCAUGCCAGGAAGCUUCGUAGAGCAAGACCAGGCUUACCGGAUUUGUGACGCAUUCUAUCGAUCGUGUUCAACGGUGGACUUCUUCAAUAUAACUGAGACCAAGGAGUUCCUUGAGAACCCCAAAGCUUGUGGAACCCUUAAGCUCAAGAAUGCAGAAACGGAUUUCGUUCACUUUGUCAACCGGAUUUAUGGACGAGUCCCAAGGCUGCUCAAGUCUCUGAAUCCAUUUUCGCCUGCUUACACCUAUGCACUAGAGGUUUCAAUUCAAUCAUUGGAAGCUCACGGUGCGGAUCACGAGAUAUUGGACGCUGGUGCCGACUUGAUCAGCCUGAUAGUUGAGCCAUCUCAAAGCACUAGUAGCUCGCCUCAGGACGCUAUAGUUCGGCAAGUGGCCACAUUGCGUCGACAUACGAGAGCCCCAGUCAUGAUCGAAGUUCCAUUAUCCGCUGGACUGAAUGAAGAGGAGUACUUCAACCUUCUUCAGAUGUGUAUGCGUACGGCUCCAGACAUCUUAGCCAUUGAUCUUGGAACAAGUCCUACGGACAUCGAGAAAUUGGUCGCCCUGAGAGGCUCCACAAGUAUCAUCGCUACUAUGCACUUCAGUCAAUCUGUGGCCGCUGAUAGAAGGCGGCAUUUAUGGGAACGAUAUCAUGAGCUGGCAUGUAAGUAUCAUUGCCAUGCAAUUCGUCUCACCCACGAAGUGACGACUCCAUUAGAGAAUCUUGAGGUUUUGUAUGAGGCCCAAAAGGCGAGAGAGAAAUGGACCCUACCUCUUAUCUGUUACAAUACCGGUUCUGCCGGCCGCACAUCGGUCUGCUUCAAUCCAGUGCUCUCAUCAGUCCAAGAAGCCCCGUCCAGUAGUGGAUUGACUAUUAAACAAGCGCAAGCCGCUGUUUACUCCAGUUUCAUCCUUCCUGAGAAGAAGUUCACAAUUCUUGGCAAGAGUGUCAACUACAGUCUCUCUCCCGCUUUUCACAAUGCAGCUUAUGCAGCAUGUGGUCUGCCCCAUUCGUACGGUCUACUUCAAUCCGACGAUUUCGCCGUAAUUCACUCUCUGCUAGAAGAUGCACAAUGUGGUGGCAUUACCGUGUCUCUGCCAUUUAAGACCCAGGCUCUGAAGAUCUUGGAUAGCAUUUCUUCAGAAGCCUUGGAGAUCGGAGCAGUAAACACAAUUGUUGUUCAUCGAAAGAACAUCGAAACUGAUGUACAGAAGAUCGAAUUGGAGGGUUUCAACACUGACCAUAUUGGUAUCCGUGUCUGCAUUGAGAGGAACAUUUCACCAGCCAAUUUGGUACGUGAAAGCAGCACUGCGCUGGUUAUAGGCGCAGGUGGAAUGGCUCGAGCGGCGAUAUAUGCCUGUCGCACGUUGGGCUUGACACGGAUAUGCGUGUUCAACAGAACAGAGGAACGCGCCCGAGAGCUUACCGCCUACUACAAUGCGAAAGGAAUGAAAUUACGUGUUCUAGAUUCACUCAGCGCGACAUGGCCUGCAGAUAUGCGCCAGCCAACAGUCGUAAUAUCCUGCAUACCAGCACACAGUAUUGGAGGUCAGGAGCCUCACAGAAUAAAUAUCCCCGACCAUUGGCUGGAGAGCCGAUCAGGAGGUGUAUUUGUCGAGGUCGCGUAUAGACCACUAGAAACGAUUUUGAUCAAACAGAUGCAAGCCAGAUCUGCAAGUGGAUGGAUCAUCGUCGACGGCCUAGAUGUACUUGUUGAACAGGGUAUUGCCCAAUAUGAGAUCUUUACAGGUCGACCAGCCCCGGUACACGUGAUGCGCCGGGCUGUGCGGAACCACUACGACAGAAUGACAAGAGAUUGA